Molecule: messenger RNA, 894 nt
Organism: Meloidogyne enterolobii
Lineage: Eukaryota; Metazoa; Nematoda; Chromadorea; Rhabditida; Meloidogynidae
Source: the annotation of a GenBank genome assembly
GGUGGUUUUUUUUGUUAAUUUUAAUUUUUUGGAAAUUUUUUUUGCGAAUUUUGACCUUUUUAACAAUUUUUUAAAAAAUCUCGACCUUUUAAGAUUUUUAUUUGUUGGUCUUUUGACAUGAAAUCCUUCCUUUCCUUUCCCAUCAUUUUCCACUUCAUACACAUUUCCUCUUCCUCCCCUCGUUUUCAUCAUCCUUCAAAUUUAUAUAUUAUUCUCCUCCCCCUUCCUCCUCCUUGCUUGUGCCAAAUCUCACUAAUUGCAAUGAGUGCUAAUAUAUAAGGGAGGGAGAAGAAAUCCCGCAAAAUCCUCCCUUCCUUUGUGGCCAAAUGAAUUUUGUUUUGUUUUGUUAUUUGUAGUAAAUAUAUAACAAUAAAAUUGUUUUUAUAUAAAAUAUAAAGUACUUGGCACGCUAUUUUAUUUAUUUAAAAGUAAACAGAAUCAAUAAGUUUUUAAAACUAUUUGUUGAAUGUUUUUAACUGUUGAUUUUUACCAAAACUUGUUUUUACAAUUUUUAUUUUUCCUCAACUUGUUUUUACAAUCCUUGCUUUACAAUUGUUUUACAGUUUAGUAUUUUCUCAGCUUGUUUUACAAUUUUUUGUUCCCCAACAUUGUUUUUAUAAUUUUUAUUUUUUCUCCUUGUUUUACAACUUGGAAUUUUUCCAGCUUGUUUUACAACUUGUUUCACAAUUUUAACAAUCCUUUUGUGUUGCUUUUUUUACAAUCCUUUUUCUCCAACUUGUUGUUCCCCAACUUGUUUUUACAAUUUUGUUUUUACUUCUCCAACUUUUUUUUUACAAUUUUUAUUAACCUUUUUUCAGGAACUUUUGCAACUUUUUAAACAAAACAUUUUUCUCUUCUUUUUCUUUUUACAAACAUUUGUUCUAGUUUUUUUCC